Molecule: messenger RNA, 3585 nt
Organism: Aplysia californica (California sea hare)
Lineage: Eukaryota; Metazoa; Mollusca; Gastropoda; Aplysiida; Aplysiidae
Product: CDK-activating kinase assembly factor MAT1
Exons: 8
Coding region: 119-1138 (339 amino acids)
Biological process (GO): nucleotide-excision repair; regulation of transcription by RNA polymerase II; positive regulation of cyclin-dependent protein serine/threonine kinase activity
Cellular component (GO): transcription factor TFIIH holo complex
Molecular function (GO): cyclin-dependent protein serine/threonine kinase activator activity
Source: RefSeq, a predicted model, not a curated record
UUCAGCCAAACAUGGUUUCAAUGAAUGUUGCUAUUGUUUUGGGGGAAUGAGAAAAAAAGAUUGAUCCCUAUCUGUUAAGUCAUUAGCGGUUCUAAAAACAUAAAUACCAGGGCUGAGAAUGGAUGAACAAGGCUGCCCAAGAUGUAAAACUACAAAAUACAGAAAUCCAUCUCUGAAGCUCAUGGUCAACGCCUGUGGUCAUUCCUUAUGUGAGAGCUGUGUUGAAUUGCUAUUUGUAAAAGGUUCUGGUGCUUGCCCUGAAUGUGGAACUCCACUGAGGAAAUCUAACUUCCGUCUUCAGAUUUUUGAAGAUGCGGUGGUGGAGAAAGAGAUUGACAUCAGGAAACGAGUACUAAGAGAUUUCAACAAAAAAGAGGAAGAUUUCCCUGGUCUGAAGGAAUACAAUGACUAUCUGGAGACAAUUGAAACUAUUGUGUUCAACCUGAGCAACCAAAUUGAUGUCGAUGCCACAAAAAAGAUGAUCGAUCAGUAUAAGAAAGAUAACAAGGAUCAGAUUAGGAAAAGCCAAUCCAAAAUGAGCCGUGAUGAGGAGUUCUUGGACACCCUGAUCGAAGAAGAGCAGCAUAAUGCAGCUGUGAGGAAGAUGAUGGAUCAAGAAGAAGUGAAGAGAGAGAAGGCUGCCAAAAAGAAAAUCCAACAAUCUCUCAUUGAUGACCUGAUGUUUUCCGACAUGUCGGCCAAGGACAUUAUCAGUUCCCACAGACAGAACAUUCAGCAGCAACAGGAGGAGGAACAGGAAGCCAGAGCGGCCACAACAGCUUUCUCAACCGGCAUCAAAAUUGGCCAACAUUCGGACAACAUUCAUCUGAUGAAACAAGAGCAGGGUCAGGUUUUCCAUUACUGUCCUCUGAUCAUGGAGUGGUGUGGACCAGAACCCCCUACCAUGGACGAGAUUUACCACGAUGGGUAUCUACGAAAUAUCCGGGCUGCCACAGACCAGGAAAGGGCUGGAGGUUUUCGCGAAGCAACGGCGUGUCACCGCGCUCUGCAGGACGCCCUGUGUGGUCUCUUUUCCUUCCCCAACAUCAACCCAUCACCGGUCAAGUCUGGAGGGGCAGCAGCAUCCUCUACAGCGUCUUCCUCAUCCUCCUCCCACUUGCCAAUGGUGCUAUCCUGACCCUAGUGUUUUACAUUUAUGUGUUGUAAUUUGUUAAAAUAUUUUCUUUGUUUUGUUUCAUACGUCUGUUUUGGUCUUAUUUUUCUGUCAGGGUGUUUCUGCAGAAUUUCGUAAAUCUUUGAUAUUCUAAGCAGUAGGUUAUUAUAAGAGUUGGUCCUGAUUAGUGAAUCUAAUGUUAUGCCACAUUGCACAUGCAGAGGAGGGGUAUCAGUCCCAUAGGUUUGUAAAUCUUGCGAGAUGUACAAUUUUAGUUGGGGUUUUUUUUGUUCAGUUCUUUCUUCAAUUUUCAGUACUUUAUCAUUAAGAGAGUAGUUUCGUUUUACGAUAAACACUCAUGGCAGUUAUAAUAAAUUACAUGCACUUUUUCGGAUAUAAAAGAUUAUGAAAGAGUUGAAUCUUUAGGUCGCUUUAUGCAACAAACUUCUGAUUGAAAAUAGCAGAGGCUAAUAAAAAAAAAAGAUAAUGUCUUUUUCGUUGCUGUCAGAAACAAAAAGAAAUUUAUACGUGAAUUUUUUAGAGUUCUGCUUGAUGUAUUCAAUGUGAAUAUCUUAGUGUAAAAUGUUUAUAAAGUUUGUUUUAAAACGUGAGGGAUCCAUUUUGCAAAAGCACAUUGAUUUCAGCAUUGUGAUUUAAAUUGUUGACGCAUCAGAACCUUUAAACAAGUGUCAUUGUGGCAGGCAUGUUGCACACUGAUCAUUUAAUUUAUUUUAGAUCCUAUGGACCCGAACUUCUCUGGGUUGACUCAUAGAUUUACACCAGUGCACAUUGGGGCAUACUUUAAGUUUGGAGAAAGGUGAAACCUCUGGUACAUAGGUGUUAAACCCACUAAACAAAUAGAGAUUCACUGUUACGAAAUCCACAAACACUUACACAAAUCAUUUCAGCAGCAGCCUUGGAUGUAUAGCCUGCAGUAAUACUGUCAAAUCCCAUUAUACCGCCUACCUUGAGAGAGCAUGAAGUUGGUGAUACAGCAGGGCUGGCAGUGCAAAGAGGUUUUCGUGUCCUCUGUUGAACUGAUAUCCCCCGACGCCAGAUAUUUUGCCAAGGGGCCAAGAUGGCGAGGUUUCUGUAAAAUUUCUCCAGGCGACUUAAAAUUUAUUUCCACUCUUUUAUUAUAUUGACCAAGGUCUAAAAAUAAUAGCUUUUGCAUAAUCAGCACAUCAAAUUUAGUCAGAUUCACACGAGGAGCGAAAUUUGAUGCUGAAUUACAAAGUUGUGUUUUAUUUUUCUUACUUACACAUUGUAUUGCGUUCGCUUGCGGCAUACUACAUCACUGUAGAUCUAUCCAUAUUACCUGAUAUCUACAGGACAAGGGUGGGGAGUUGGGAUGGGCGGGGAGGGAGAAAAUCUGCGAAUAGCGUUUGAUCUAGACUUAGGCCUAGCUCAUAGAGACUUGUGAGUGAAAGAUUGUCAAGCAACCUUCGAGUGCAUGUGCCGAGCACCUUGUGUAGCUUGGUGUGUACUCUGUACUUUUGGUUGUCAGUUCUCUGGCGGUACAAUGGGGUAAAUUUACAGUAGUUUAAUAAGGAGCGUACAACCAUCGCGGAUUGCCAUGUAAAGGCACAAAUACUAUGUUUUUAUAGGGGAUUCUUUUCGUACAUUGGCAAAACCUGGCGGUAAGCAGGGCUGGUGGUACAACAGGGGGAGGUACAACGAGGUUUGACUGUAUAUCAAAGUCUCAGGAGGUAGAAAUUCACUUGCACUGUAUAAGGUCUGUUAUGUUUCAUUGAGAGUUUGUUCCCUUUCUUCUGAUGACGUAAGUCUGUGUGCCAGGUGGUGAACCAGUGUCUGUGGUGUAGUGGUCAGUCACUUCUCUGUCACAGGCAGAAGAUUUGUGUUUGGACAACUUUAUAUUUGGUAUCUCGAUCUUUCUGCUAGUAGGAUGUUGUAUCCAUCUCAGCCCGGGUUGGUACUAACAGGCAAAGUCGAAAGCCACCUCCUACUCAAUCUAAGUUGUGUAGAAGGAGAUGUAAAAAUACCUUCAUAGAAAAAAAGAACAAAGAAAAAAAUUGGCGGUGGACCAUUUUUACAUAGGUGGUUGUCAUGCCAGAAAAUUCCUUUGCUGAAUUCAUUUCCCUUGCAACGUAGAUGAUGGCUACGUUCCCCAGCACUUAUCACCAGUUUGUUUGAGGUGGGUUUUUUUAGAAUUUAGAAGAAAAGUUUCUGUGAAGACAAUGUUUUAGUUUUAGCUUUGAAAGGGUAUGUUUCUUCAUUGUUCAUUUGAUCCGAGUCUUCACAUAAUGUCUUUUUUUACAACAGGAGUGGGGGCAGUACCCCUGGAGCCAUUCCGUGGUGUGACCUGUUUUGUGUAAUGCGAGGCACAGGGCUACUGUUGAUAUUCCUACAUUUUUCUGAGACUGAGAAUUUGAAGUGCCCAUUGUCCGUAAUCAUACCUCCAACCCCCAAACUGGACAUGUGUUCUAUUAAAAUGUUAUCAUUUGUACAAA